Messenger RNA from Lizanozyma spartinae, 2730 nucleotides. It is a transcript of the gene CTN3, whose product is annotated as carnitine O-acetyltransferase. NCBI's taxonomy places the organism in Eukaryota, Fungi, Ascomycota, Pichiomycetes, Serinales, Debaryomycetaceae. The transcript has a single exon. Gene Ontology annotation, cellular component: cytosol. Bases 1 to 2730 code for a protein of 909 amino acids. The record is from RefSeq and is a predicted model, not a curated record. Gene Ontology annotation, biological process: carnitine metabolic process. Gene Ontology annotation, molecular function: carnitine O-acetyltransferase activity.
AUGAUCUACGAUACUUUUGAACACGAAGAAAAUGUUCCUAAAUUGCCAGUCCCCACUUUAACCCUGACGGUUCAACAAUUACUCGAAGUAUUAGAGCCACUUCUUUCAUCUGAAGAAUAUGCUGAAGUGUUUAGGGAAGCCACAUCAUUUAUGUCCAAUAAAACGGUUUUAACUGCUCAAAAACAUUUAGAAAGUAUUUAUAAACUGGACCCUGAACUUACCAACUAUUUGAACUUUGUUAAUGGUGAAACAGCUCCAGGUAUUUAUGGUGAAUUGAAAAAUGACAUUUUACCUAGGAAUCCUUAUUUGAUUUUAGAAGAGGAUCCUUAUUCUAAAACCUUACAUCCUCCAAGUCAAGCUGAACGGUCUGCAAGUUUGAUUAAUUCUACUUUGAAAUUCAUUAUUACAUUAAGAAACAAGACGUUGAAGCCAGAUGUUACUCCUAAAAAUCAAACUCCCUUAUCUAUGAAGUGUUAUUAUAACUUGUUUGGAACUAGUAGAAUUCCAGAUGAGUCACCGGAUGCGUCGUCAUUGGGUAGACAUGUUACCAUGAAGAAAUAUACUAAUAUGGAUGAUUCAAGACAUAUAGUGUUCCUUUGUAACAAUCAAUUCUUUCUGUUGGAAGUGCUUACUCCAUUGACUAAAGAAGAAGAUGCUAAAUCAAAACAUAAAAUUUGGUUUCUGGAUGUUGAAUUGGCAGAAAUCAUUGAUCAAAUCAUUUUGGAAGCUUCAAACAUUUCACCAAUUGAUGCCAUUAAAAAAUCUCUUGGUGCAUUAACCACUCAAUCUUAUUCCAAUUGGAAAUUAGCAAGAUCAGAGUUGAAAUUAUCCAAUCCAGAACAUUUAAAAGCAAUUGAUGAUGCCCUUUUCAUAAUUGUUUUGGAUCAUAAUACCCCCAAAAAUGAUUCAGAAAAGACUCGUGUUGUAGCCCAUGGAUCAUCUGAAUUAACAUCUAGUAAUAUUCAAUGUGGUUCUUGUACUCUGAGAUGGUAUGAUAAAUUACAAUUGGUUGUUACCAAGAAUUCCGUGGCCGGUAUUAGUUGGGAAUCUUCUAUUAUGGAUCUGACGGCCAUUUUGAGAUUUAUUAGUGAUAUUUAUACGGAUUCCUUAUUGAAAUUGGCUAAAAAUAUCAAUGGUUCCGAAUAUACAUUAUUUGAUGAUAAUAUUGAAUUUGUUCUGGCUAAUGCGGAUAAAGGAGGAGUAAAACCCAAACCAGUGGCUAUGAUAUUUAACAUGACUCCUACGUUGUUACAAUUGGUUCAUUUAUCAGAGACUAGAUUAACUGAUUUAAUUAAUCAACAUGAGUAUGAAACAUUGGAUUUAAAAUUACAAACCCAUAUUAUUAAGAAAUUCAAUAUUACCAUUGAUUCUUUAUUACAAUUGGCAUUUCAAAUAGCGAAUUAUUCCUUAUAUGGACAAUUGGUUAAUACUUUGGAACCAAUUACCACCAGAAGAUUUAGAGAUUCAAGAACUGAAUUGAUUGGGGUUCAAUCACAGCAAGUUUCUAAUUUAGUCAAGACUUUUUUAACCAAUUCCAAUAGCUCAGUUAAAUGGGAAUUGUUUAAAGAAUGUUGUGCUGCUCACACACAAAAGUAUCAUGAUGCAAUGAUGGGUAAAGGAUUCCAUAGACAUUUUAUGGCUUUGAGAACGUUACUUAGACGGGAAGCGGCUAUGAAAUAUUUAAAUGAAAAGAAUUCACAUUUAACUCCAAUACCUACCAAUGUGGAAGAAAACUAUAGUGUUCCGCUUUUAUUCAAUCCUUAUAUUUUAGAUAAAUUAACUAGUCCGGAGAUGUUGAUUUCCAAUUGUGGUAAUAAUGCCUUAAGAUUAUUCGGAUUCCCUCCAGCUGUUGAUAAUGGGUUUGCAGUAGGUUACAUUAUUCAUAAUGAUAGAGUGUUUGUUUCCUUAUGUUCCAAGUAUAGACAAACUCAUAGGUUUACUCAAACCUUUAAAUCUGUGAUUCAUGAACUCACCAAUUUGGUUAGAGCCAAAUCCAAUUUCAUGAUUGACAUUAAUGAUACUGAAUCCAGAAAGAUCGAAUUGAAGAAGUUGGCCAUUCAAAGAGAGCUACAAUUUAUUGAUAAAGAUGUCCCUUCUACAAGACACCCUAUUGAAUUAACUAUUGGAGGUGCAGGUACUGGAGGAGCUACUACUGGUGGGAAUGAAACACCAGUUCUUCUACACUAUGAUCCCUCAGUUGAUCAUUUUGAUCCAUCUGAUUAUGCCAGUGUUGCAGCUGAAGCAUUCCAAAAAAUGUCGCACAUGGCAACCCUGAUGUCGCAAACAUCUACAUUGAACCAUCAGUUAUCAGAAGAUGAUGAACCAACGACAACGGCAGCAGCAGCAACAGCAACAGCAACAGGAAUCACUACCAAGUCACAAACUGAACCCAGAAGAAACCGUCGGAGAUCAUCCGGUGAUUACGAUCUUUUAGGAGGUUAUGGGUACUUUGAUUUUGGUGAAUUGGAUAUACGUUCCAAUGAAUUGAGUAGAACUCAAUCUUAUGUUGGAAGUGUUUCAAACAUUCAUAGCGGACUUGGAUCUCGUCGUCAUUCUCAAACAAACUUGAGACAAUUGGCUUCCAGUCCUCUAUCAACUCUGGGUCCUAAUUUGGUUGACAUACGUUUGCUGAUGACCGAUAGGAUCAAAGAUCAAUUGAGUGGAGAUCAACAACAACGUGAAGCUAAACCAAAGAAUGAAAUCGGUACUAAGUUGAAUGUAGUAUUGUGA